CGUGAUUCGUCGAGAUCAACCACUCUCUCCCUUUGACGCACUACGCGGAUGACGCAAUAUUGGCGAUACGAAUAAGGCAACAAGAUGGCUCUCAAGGGUGUCGUCGGCGCCAAAAUAACGAACGAUGUUAUACGCACUGUCAAGAAGAAGGGAGAAUGGAAAGUUCUUGUGGUUGAUCAGCUGGGAAUGCGGAUGAUAUCCGCUUGCUGCAAGAUGCAUGAACUUGCCUCCGAAGGAAUCACAAUUGUGGAGGACCUGAGCAAGAAAAGGGAACCUUUGCCAAAUAUUGAGGCUGUCUAUCUCAUCACUCCGACCGAAAAGUCCAUUCGUUUGCUGAUGGCAGACUUCCAAACACCAACUAGGCACAUGUAUCGGUGUGCGCAUAUCUUCUUCACGGAAAAAUGUCCCGAUGAGCUGUUCACCGAAAUAUGCAAGUCACCGAUGGCCAAAGUGAUCAAGACACUGAAGGAAGUCAACAUCGCUUUUCUGCCCUACGAAAGCCAGAUAUUUUCCCUGGACACACCUGAGACGUUUCAGUUCUACUACAACCCAAAUCGCAUCAACGAACGUGCUUCCAACCUGGAACGCAUUGCGGAGCAGGUUGCCACGCUUUGUGCCACGCUCGGGGAAUACCCUUCCCUGCGCUACCGAAGCGAUUUCGACCACAACGUAGAACUCACUCAGUUGAUCUACCAGAAACUGGAUGCGUACAAGGCAGAUGAACCGACAAUGGGCGAGGGCCCGGAGAAGAUGCGCUCCCAGCUGAUAAUACUUGACCGAGGUUUCGACUGCGUGUCCCCGCUCCUCCACGAGCUGACCUUCCAGGCCAUGGCCUACGACCUGCUGCCCAUAGAGAAUGACGUGUACAAGUUUGAGUCGACCAGCGGCAACGACGUCCGCGAGAAGGAGGUUCUGCUCGAUGAGAAGGACGACCUAUGGGUGGAGCUGCGCCACCAGCACAUCGCCGUCGUGUCCCAGGCGGUGACAAAGCAGCUGAAGAAGUUCAUUGAGAGCAAGCGCAUGACCUCGUCUGGGGACAAGGCCAGCCUGAAGGACCUGACCACCAUGAUCAAGAAGAUGCCCCAGUAUCAGAAAGAACUGAGCAAGUACUCCACCCAGCUGCACCUGGCUGAGGACUGUAUGAAGUCCUACCAGGGCUGUGUGGAUAGGCUGUGCAAGGUGGAGCAGGACUUGGCCAUGGGCACGGACGCUGAGGGAGAGAAGAUCAAGGACCCGAUGCGGAACAUUGUGCCCAUUCUGCUCGACACGACGGUAUCAAACUUCGACAAGAUCCGCAUCAUUCUGCUCUACAUCUUGUCUAAGAAUGGUAUCUCCGAGGAAAAUCUGACCAAGUUGAUUCAGCAUGCCCAGAUACCAGCUACUGAAAAAUGCAUCAUCACCAACAUGGCUCACCUUGGAGUGAACAUUGUGACGGAUCAACGAGACAUUGAGAAACUGCCGCCGUUCAACUCGCACACCCCGCUACUGUUGUCGCAACAGUUUACCAAUGAAGUUCUGGGUCUAGGAAGCCGAAAGAAGGUGUACCACGUGACCCGCAAGGAACGCAUUACCGAACAGACUUAUCAGAUGUCCCGCUGGACUCCGGUCAUGAAGGACAUCAUGGAAGAUGCCAUUGAAGACAAAUUGGAUGUGAAGCACUUUCCCUUCCUGAGCGGGGGCAGAGUCGUCCCCACAGGUUAUGGCCGUUCAGCUCCAACCAGCCAACGCUAUGGGCACUGGCACAAGGACAAGAACACGCCAAACGUGAAGAACGUGCCUCGCCUGAUGGUGUUUGUCAUUGGUGGCAUCACCUAUUCUGAGAUGCGGUGUGCUUACGAGGUCACCAAAGAUGCCAAGAACUGGGAGGUCAUCAUCGGCUCCGACCAUAUCCUGACUCCGGAGGGCUUUCUCAGCGACCUGAGAGACCUGAGCAACUGAGAAGACAAGACAACAGCCAAGGCACAUUCCUCUACACGAAUCAGAAGAAAAAAAAAACAGCGAAAAGGAAGCUUGCCCUCUCCCCUCACCAGGGCAGCAGUGUGUAUCGUGUUCAUUAGCAGAAGGCUCGCGCUCACCAAGUUGCUAGCGCAGAGCACCAGUCAUUCCUCAAGAGAAGCCAAAUAGUGCUAUAUACGCACACCCAGCUAUUGUUAUUAUUAAGAGCUUGAAUACAUGGGUCCCUUUCCACUCCCAUUCAACCAGUUGUGUGUAGUGGACGGUUUUCAGAGUAUGCUAGCCCACAUGCUUUGGUUAGCAGCACUGGGCGUAGCGUCUGGAGUUUGUCUUUCGGUCAAAAUUUGCUGGACACCAACGAACUUGGAAAGUUGUCCAUUGCUACUACUACUCUGUGUCGUCAUACAUCACAUAGGAAUAUCUCCCAGUGUUGAGGCAAACCCCUUUUUUGUUCAAGAUGGAUAUAUAUAUAUAUAUAUAUAGUCAAGAAAAGAAAAUCACAGGCAUAUUAUUUAUUCCCCUUCCGAUAGCUCGUUCUGCAUCAGCGUCCUACAUAUGUCUGAGGCGUAGGUCUUUCGUGACCAAGUCACGUGUAGUGAAGGGGUCAUUCAUGGUGAAUUUUACUCUAUGCUACACUUGUACAAAUAGAUAUUUUUUCCCUUUUUCAGAUUCUGGAUUUCAGCUGUGUGUGUUGCCAAUUUGUCUGUUUGGAGCGUUUUCUUGCAGACUUGUGUUUCGCUUGUUGUUUGAGCUGGAGGAAAUUUUCGAUGCAAUAAAUCUAAGCUUUAAAGCAGU
Messenger RNA from Ixodes scapularis (black-legged tick), 2748 nucleotides. RefSeq names its product protein ROP (gene Rop). The coding region runs from base 85 to 1938 and encodes 617 amino acids. Gene Ontology annotation, cellular component: plasma membrane; secretory granule. The transcript has 16 exons. The record is from RefSeq and is a predicted model, not a curated record. Gene Ontology annotation, molecular function: syntaxin binding. Lineage: Eukaryota; Metazoa; Arthropoda; Arachnida; Ixodida; Ixodidae. Gene Ontology annotation, biological process: intracellular protein transport; neurotransmitter secretion; vesicle-mediated transport.